AUGAGGAAGGUCAUUAACUGGUGCGCCUUCAUUAUCCUGGGCACAUCCAUCCCACUGGGCCUGUCUGCCCUUAGCCUGUGCUACCUCAAUGUAGACAAGGAGAAGAACCAAGUACACUCCUAUAACAAUGAGUACCGGCGGAAGCAGAGGGAACUCCUUAAGUCGCAGCAGGAGGAGAAAAGCUAA
Molecule: messenger RNA, 186 nt
Organism: Plasmodium knowlesi strain H
Lineage: Eukaryota; Apicomplexa; Aconoidasida; Haemosporida; Plasmodiidae
Product: conserved Plasmodium protein, unknown function
Exons: 2
Coding region: 1-186 (61 amino acids)
Source: RefSeq, a predicted model, not a curated record